Molecule: messenger RNA, 633 nt
Organism: Aspergillus pseudoviridinutans
Lineage: Eukaryota; Fungi; Ascomycota; Eurotiomycetes; Eurotiales; Aspergillaceae
Exons: 1
Coding region: 1-633 (210 amino acids)
Source: RefSeq, a predicted model, not a curated record
AUGCCGCUGCGUUCCCUCUACCCUGAGGAUGACGAUGAGGGGAUUCGUGCGACCCUUCGGGCGGCAUUCAACCGCUUGAAGGAGCUUGAGGAGUUCUGCUCUGUUCGAGAUGAGCUAUAUUGCAGCACAGUUGAAGGGGGAUCUGAGCCAGCUGUAUGGUCAAGUUGGCCACGGCUUCGACGUCUCGCAUUGUACAACCCAGACGUGUCAUCAGCUGAGUUCAUGGACGGCCUCCAGCGAUGUCAAAACUUGACCCAUCUUGUCCUCACUCGGGCGGACGGCUUGAGGGAGCCUCUUCCUUACGAUCCGUCUAAUAUCCGCCAACUCCCACCUUUGAAGCGAGUCGUGAUCAUAAACUCUGAUGGGACCGACCAGUCAAAUAUAGCUCUCCAACUCCCACUAGGGCAUAGAGGCUUCUUAAGCCAGCUGUGGCUGUCUCGGCAGGUCCGUACUGCUGAAUCUGUCAACGAAGCCACCGAAUCGGAGCCAUUGUUCGUAUAUCAUUCUGUUCCUGUGCCACCAGAUCGAAGUGGAGAUGAUAUAGAGCUGUGCCAGGACUGGGUCCGCGAGCAUGUCCUGGAUGGGACGUUGUGGGAUGUUUCAGGGAUUCCUUUUCCGGCGAUAGAAACGUAG